CUGUAUCGGCACUUGUGCGGCUUACAAGCGACAACACGAGCAUCCGAAAUUUUUCCUUUGCCAAUUUUAAGUUCCUUUUGGCGGUUGUGAAAUUAUAAAAUCGCCUUUAAGGGUCCUCUUAUACCCAUUUUUUUGGAUUACCAAAGUUUUGUCAAAUUAUGUUUUUCUAAUAAGUUUUGAAAAUGGUUGGCAGACCGACAGAAUAAGAAGAAAAUUGUUCUGUCCCGUAAAGGAUUCUAUUUUUUUUUUUUAAACUCGGUGUUUCAUGGAAUCUCCGUCUUUCAUCUACCGUGUUCUCUGGCUUCUUUCUCUUUCGGUAACAGUAACCAAUGGUCAGCUUCAAAAGAACUUCACUUGCCCCAGGACCCUCACGGUCACAAACGCCCGUCUGCACGGCGGGUUUUCUGCAGGAAACUUCGAAAGACUGGGCCUGAGCUCUGAUAACGAGCAGUGUAUCGAGCGUUGCUGUGAGCGAGCGUCAUGUGACUUGAUAGCCAAUGUAGGCGAGCACUGUUAUGCUGUAUCGUGCUUUAGCGAGAAUCUUUGUCGACCGGUCCGUUUAUCGGACGAUGAGCGUGGUUCUACCCUCCUUUACAUUGUGUCCAGGAAGGACAGCCUCUCAGAUGAUCCGCGCAACCAAAUAUCUCACCCAGGGGUUUCUCGGAGCAGACGAUCUGUGGUGCAGCAUGAACCUUCUUCAAAAAUUGCUGAAGAAAGCGGUUCGAAUCAAAUAGGUAGCACGAAAGAUAACACUGGCACGGAGUCAUUCAAGAAUGUUCCAAUGAAUCCUGACGAGGAAGUAGUGUCUCAGCCGGGGUUCUUCAGCGGCGACAGUGACUACACGUCAGGUUCUGCAGGGGGGUCUUCUGGGUCAGCAGGGACACUCUUCAAGAUCACACUUGGGAAGGAAGGCAGCAGUGCUACCGUUACUCUUGGGGAAGGGGGCGGUAUUGCCAACAUGGAGGGGAGCGGUGGGAGUGGGAUUACGCUCAGGGGAGGGGAGAGUGGCGAUGUCAUGUCAGGUUCAGGGGGGGACUUGUCUCGUGAUGUCAAAGGAUAUUCCGGAAGCGGAAGUGACGUAAUUCCGGCUGUUGUCUCCAGUGGCGAGGGUGAAGAGCAAAUCGGAGAUGAGUCCACCUCAGGAAGUGGGGGUUCUAGUGCGGACAAAAAGGAGGCCGGCGCUCGCGGAGAAACAAUAUGGGGAUUCCAUAAAACGACGACUAACAUUGCCUCAAAGGGCAAAGCAUACAAUGAUAAGACGAACAAAUUAGGGAGGGACAAAUGGAUGAAAGAUCUCGCUUUCAAGGUCAGUAGAUACGGAAAUAAGGGUAGCCUGGCGAGGCUGCAGUUGCUGCUAAAACACAGGAGCAGAGAGAAUGAUAAUGAGGGUAUGAUUGGGGCUCAAGGGCCAAGCACACCGAGCCUAGAUAACAUAGUACAAGGUAAGGGAGAGACUGCGCAACUAUCGGCCCCAGUUAUCAACCUGAAUAACACAGUACAAGGCAAGGGCGCAAACAACAGUUCGCAACUAUCGGAUUCAGCUCUCAAUCAAGAAAGCUCUAAAAAAAAGGAACGAAAUCUAAAGGACGGCAGGAAUGAUGAGCUACUCAAACAGGGAAUACAAAACAGCGUUUACGGACCGUUACAACAAGUUUUUUUAAAGCAUGAAAAGGCCCAAUCGGUCAAUCCAGUAAAGCCUGUUGGACUAUUUAAACCGGUCAAUCAAGCUAAUCCAGCUCAACAGGAUGACCAGUUUGAGAUUCACGGUGAACAAGCUGGGGCUGUUGGUAAACAAGGAGGAAGACAAGCUAAACCAACUAGCAAAGAGGAUAUGUUAAACCUUGCCAACUUUGUUAAUCAAGUCCAUAAUAUUUACGUGUCUAGCAAAACGAAGGGCGGUAAAACAUUUCGAGAAAAUCCAGAGGUUACUAAGGCUAAUGAGAUUCUACUAAUCGAGAAAGCAGCAAGGAUUCUAACCAAUCAGGACAAAGCACGAGGAAUGCACGUGACUUCGGGGUCAGAACACGCCCGGGUCGAGAAGGCAAACAUGGCGGAAAGCGGUUACUUUAGAAGUCAGAAAAAAGCAUUCAAAGCUGAUCGUGUGUACGAAGCCCUAUCAGAGCUGCGCUUCGGCAGCCUCCCUUCCCUAGUGACAAACGAGACUCGUUUCCAGCACCUCAAGCUGUGUGGAUUGUACGUGGAAGAGUAUAAUGUCUCAAGGUUAAGUGGCUCGUGGAACUCGCAUCUUUACCACCCCUACUCGUACCUGUACGAGCUUCCUCGCCAUUACACCGAGUGUCGCACCGAGCUGUGGCUCAACAACACGGACAUGCGCGGUAGCGUCUUCCUCAGCUUCCAGGUGAAGAGCAUUUUGGGUAAUACGAUGGAGAACAACGCGCGCGUUUGUGCCAAGUACUGCUGCAAUGAGCUGAGGUGCCGGGCCUGGACUUUGCGCGUACAAAUGGCAAGCACUAGAAACUGUGAUAAAGGUUCCUACUGCUGUUGGCUGAAGAGUGCGGUGCCAUCUCCUAUUCCCGGAGUAAGUAACGCCACUUCCGGUAUAAUCAAACGAGAACACACCAAGGCACCCCCUACAGGGAUGCGCUCAGCGGUUCCCCUAGGGGGACUAGGGACGGGUUCCUUUGAACUCCGUGCUGAUGGGACCUUCCACGAAUGGACGAUAGAGAACCAGUCCCCCGGCGGCUCGGCCAAGUUGAACCAAGGAGCCCUGGAUAUGGCCGUGCUUGGUGUCCGAGUUGAUGGCAAGGACGAGAGUAAGGCCGCCUUGCUAAGGACAACACCUCCCCAUGGGUACCCUGGUGUAAAGUCUUUGCGCUAUUCUGGAUCUUACCCGGUUACCAAGAUUUCUGUCGAUGAUGCCAUCACAGAGCACGUGACCAUGGAUGUGUAUGCGCACCCAGCGUUUCACCCACGUGACCCAUAUAAGUCGGCGGUCCCUGCGGUAGCGUUCACGCUUGCUCUUGUCAAUAAGCACAAGACGGACACGUUCCGUGCGUCCUUUAUGUUGAGUCUUCCCCUGGGUUACCAGGAGGACACGAUACGCGUGGGGGGUAACUACGGCGAGGUAGUCUUCUCAAGGAAUAUAGGGCCAGCGGACUGCGCGAAAGCCUGUGAGCGCAUGCCCAAAUGCAUGGCCUGGACCACUAACGGCCCGUCGUCAUGUCUACUCAAAGACAAGAUGCCGCUGCACGCUUGGGCUCAUGGGAUAGUGUCUGGGGUCAAAGGUCGAUGGUCUGUGGACCAAAAGCGAUCCAUGUUAACGCUCGAGAGACCUGGGUUCUUCCCUCAGAGCGGAAGUACAACACUACAUCCGGUGAGAGAUUCGGAAAAGGACGUGUCUUUUGGUGUAUCGAACGACUUUGAUGCCAUAUGGAAAAACUUCACGAAAUUGGGUGAGGCGGGCCCACCAAACACCAGUCACUUUGGGCUACACGGUGCAUCUACCAUUAGUACCACCCUUACGCCUGGACAGAGCACCACCCUCACCAUCAUCAUGUCCUGGUAUUACCCGCAUCGUGACCAGGCAAAGGUGCGUAUUGGGAACUUCUACAACAACUUCCUCAAGUCGAGUCGGGGCGCCGCCUCGAUUAUGCGAAAAGAUCUACUUCUCUCUAUCAACAACAUUCGCGAUUGGCAAUCCCCCGUCCUGAGCGUCAGGACUCCGCCUAUGAAAGACGGUGCAACCAGUUCAAAGAAAGUCAACCGGCUUCCAGAAUGGCUGCAAGAUAUGCUCCUUAACAGCGCGAGCUUUUGGCGGUCUGCUUUCUGGACUGAGGACGGACGGUUCAGGCAGUGGGAAGCAUUUGAUUGUAAUGAUGUCGACGCCAUUCAUAAUGACGUGCACCGCAUACUGCCUUACAUGCUGUUUUAUCCAGAGACCGUUCGUCAUCUACUGAAUUCGUGGGCGGCAAAUCAGUACUCAAACGGUCGAAUGCAGGAAGCGCUAACUGAGGGCUGUCUCGGCUCCACCGGGAAACUUGAUUACGCGGGCGGACGUGUCAUGUCCGACUCCAGUGCACUGUUCGUGGUCGAAGUGUAUCACUAUUUCAAGUGGACUGGGGAUAGCGCUCUACUGCGCAGACUCUGGCCCAACGUCAAACGAGCUGUCACGUGGUUGAUAGGGGAAAGCACUAAAGGUACCGGGCUGCCAUUUCGCAAAGUUUCCACAUACGAUCUGGUGGGGAUCGAUAAGUACGAUCACGUGAUGUACGAGGCCGGUGUGUUCCUCCUCGCUUUACGCGCCGCGCAACAUCUUGCUGUACACCUAAAAGACAAGCCCUUCAACGCCACGACUACGCAUGCGCUUAUCCGGGCCACUCAGCUAGUGGACGUGACACUCUGGAACGAGGAGAGGCAGUUUUACCGCGCCUGGUGGGACUCCGAGUACGGCGCCUCCGAUUGGAUCAUGUCAGAUUCCUUAUAUGGGCAGGUUUGGGCCAACACCUUAGGCCUGGGAGAGCUAUUACCCGAAGAGAAGAUGAAGGUUCACUUACAAAACGAGAUCAAAUACAACGACUCCCCGUACGGACUGCGUGUCAUCAGUAUAGGCGAGCCUGCGAUGUCAUUAGAAGACACAGCGUACGUGCUGACCCACAGAGUCCCCGGAUGUAGCUCCUUGGAGAACAUCACGAAACAUAACUCAAUCUGGAUGGGCGCUGACGCUGACUGGUCGUCUCUGAUGAUCAGUUUGGGUGCGGAUCCACAUCUCUCCUUGAAACAAGCCAAGAAAUCUCUCGACCACUGGCGGAGUGAGCUUCACGACCAGUGGAAUAUCCACGGCCUGAUCUCGUCCGAUGGGUACGGACAGGACGGUCUUCCCUGGGCCACAUCGCAUUACAACUCACACUUAGUCAUCUGGCACUUACCUCUCGCCAUUUCCGGUCAGCAGUAUUCCGCGCCAGACAAGACGCUGACGUUCAAGCCCAAGUUCGACAUCCCAUUUGAAUUGCCCUUCUUCACACCUACAGCUUCCGGUGUGAUCGCGGGCUCGUAUAAAAGAAGCGGCCAGGAAUUCGAAGAGAUGUUUACUUUCAGGGUUACCUCCGGUUUCAUCAAUCUUAAGCGACUCGCAAUUCUUGAUAGCUACUAUGGCAACGGCGAAAUCAGACUAAAGAAAGAUUCCCUCGUCACGUGGUCUCGACCCAAGGAGAACGUAGCGAGUAUUCUGAGAGAACUGUAAAUAGGCAUCCUCAUUUAUGUAUAAGUCCGCUGGCCUACUGCCGCAAGGAAUUUUACUUCCUCUGCGUUUCACGUGACAUGUGCGCAAUGCAUGUCCCUGUCUAGAACGAUGAUCCACGCGCAUGCUCAAACUUCUGAAACAGCUGACCUAGUACAGAUAACGUCACGUAACUGCAAGUAUUUAUCCAUCAUUUUAAUAGUAUGAUUUUUGUAAUCGCAUUUUUAUUGGGUAAACUUAGAAAGAAAUAUAAUAUUUUUGCAACAAAUUAAAAAAAUGUUCGUCGUUAA
This is a messenger RNA of Nematostella vectensis (starlet sea anemone), 5487 nucleotides long. RefSeq lists its product as uncharacterized. NCBI's taxonomy places the organism in Eukaryota, Metazoa, Cnidaria, Anthozoa, Actiniaria, Edwardsiidae. The coding region runs from base 266 to 5200 and encodes 1644 amino acids. Gene Ontology annotation, molecular function: beta-glucosidase activity. The record is from RefSeq and is a predicted model, not a curated record. The transcript is spliced from 15 exons. Gene Ontology annotation, biological process: carbohydrate metabolic process.